AUGGGGGCUUGGGCCCAGCCGUGGCCCCCCCUGCUGCUCAUGGCGCUGCUUGGUCGACCCCCGGGGGCCGAGGCCCAGGCCCAGGUCUGCUCUGUGAGCAAGACCUUCUUCGAAAUCGAAGAGAACACGAACUUCACCGAGCCCCUGGUUGACAUCCUCGUCCCGGGUGACCAGCAGGUGACCCUCGGAUCCUCGUCCACCCUCUUCGCAUUUCGGAUCCUGGAGAACCAGCUGUUUCUCAACGUGACUCCUGAUUAUGAGGAGAACCCGCUGCUGCAGGCUCACCUGGAGUGCAAGAGGAGGGGCGUGCUGGUGACCCAGCUGAGGGUGUUUGUGGCGGUGCUGGACCUCAAUGACAACGCCCCCGUGUUUCCCUUCGCAACCAAGGAGACGGCCGUGGAGGAGGACACCAAAGUGAACUCUACCGUCAUCCCUGAGACAGCACUGGAGGCCGAGGACGCCGACGAAGAUGACAUCUUGUUCUACACCCUCCAGGAAGUGACCGUGGGCGCCCGUGACCUCUUCUCCCUGCUGGGUGCCAACCGUCCCGUGCUGAGACUGGACCGGCCCCUGGACGUCUACAAGUGGCCGAACAUGACCUUCCGGCUGCUGGUGCGGGACACGGCGGAGGAGAACGCAGAGCCCAGCCACACGGCCACCGCCACCCUGGUGCUGCAGGUGCUGCCGGCCGACCUACGGCCCCCGUGGUUCCUGCCCUGCGCCUUCUCGGAUGGCUACGUCUGCCUGCAGGCCCAGUACCGCGGGGCCGUCCCCACGGGACACAAGCUGCCGGCCCCGCUUGUCCUGCGUCCCGGGCCCAUCUACGCUGAGGACGGGGACCGGUCCCUCAACCAGCGCAUCAUCUAUGGCAUCUUGAGUGGAAACGUGAAUGGUACGUUCGCCCUCAGCCCAGACUCGGGCAACCUCACCAUGGCGCAGAGCGUUCCCAGCCCGACGACCUUCCUCUUGGUGGUGAAGGCCGAGCAGGCCGACCUCGCCCGCUACUCCGUGACCCAGGUCACUGUGGAAGUCCUCGCUGCCACCGGGAGCCUGCCCGGCUUCCCCCAGAGCCUGUACCGUGGCACCGUGGCGCGGGGCUCUGGAGUGGGCGUUGCUGUCCGGGACGCAGCCGCCCCCUCUCAGCUCCUGAGGAUCCAGGCUCAGGACCCGGACUUCCCGGACCUCAACUCGGCCAUCACGUAUCAAGUCACCAACCACUCCGACUUCCGGAUGGACGGGGAGUUCAUGCUGACCACCACUUCGCUGGCACACCUGGGGGUCUUCUAUGCAGAGGUGGAGGCCAAAAACACGGUGACCUUGGGCACAGCAACCACAGUUGUUGAAAUACAAGUCUCGGAACAGGAACCCCCCUCCACAGGGAUGCCGGAUGGUGGCCUCGCUGACGGUAAGCGCUUCUCCGUGGGGGACAUGGCCACCCUGGGCGGGGUGCUGGGCGUGCUGCUGCUGCUGGCCCUAUUAGGCCUGGUGGUCCUGGUCCAUAAGCACUACGGCCAGCGACUGAAGUGCUGCUCCCACACGGCUCCGGAUCCCCAGACCCCCGGCUUUGAUAACCAGGCCUUCGCCAAUGGCCACGAGGCCAACUGGGCACCGGCCCCCAGCCCUGGGCACGUUCCCAAGACCACGGAGGCACCGCCCACGGCCACGGACCCCGCGCCCCGCGAACCUCCGGCGUCGCCGGCGCUCCCCAGCCCCGGGUCGCCUGCGGUCCCCGCUGGGGGAAGCCCCACCGCCGUGAGAUCCAUCCUGACCAAGGAGCGGCGGCCACAGGGCGGCUACAAGGCGGUGUGGUUUGGUGAGGACAUCGGAGCCGAGGCCGACGUGGUCGUGCUCAACGCGCCCAGCACGGAUGCGGACGGCGCCGGCGACUCGGGCGACGAGGACGCGGAGGCGGACUCGGGCCGGGGCGGGAGUCCCCACGACUAG
Molecule: messenger RNA, 1944 nt
Organism: Propithecus coquereli (Coquerel's sifaka)
Lineage: Eukaryota; Metazoa; Chordata; Mammalia; Primates; Indriidae
Gene: CDHR5
Product: cadherin-related family member 5
Exons: 14
Coding region: 1-1944 (647 amino acids)
Biological process (GO): multicellular organism development; cell morphogenesis; calcium-dependent cell-cell adhesion
Cellular component (GO): catenin complex; adherens junction; plasma membrane
Molecular function (GO): calcium ion binding; cadherin binding
Source: RefSeq, a predicted model, not a curated record